This is a messenger RNA of Parasteatoda tepidariorum (common house spider), 894 nucleotides long. RefSeq lists its product as uncharacterized. The record is from RefSeq and is a predicted model, not a curated record. Gene Ontology annotation, molecular function: structural constituent of chitin-based larval cuticle. Lineage: Eukaryota; Metazoa; Arthropoda; Arachnida; Araneae; Theridiidae. Gene Ontology annotation, cellular component: chitin-based extracellular matrix.
AUGUUUUAUCAACAGGAAGAAAAGCCCCAACCAUAUGCUUUUGGAUACGACGUUAAAGAUGAGUAUGGUGCUACACAAAACCGAAAGGAAGAAAGUGAUGACUAUGGUAACAAGAAAGGAUCUUAUGGAUACACCGAUGGUUAUGGCAUUUACAGACAAGUUGAUUACGUAGCUGAUGAAAAAGGAUUUCGCGCUGUAAUCAAAACUAACGAACCUGGAACCGACAACCAAGAUUCUGCUGAUACUGAUGUUCACUCAGAUGCUGCUCCAGUCAAAUAUGAAUCAGCUCCUGCAGUAUACAAACCAGCACCUUCCCCAUACAAGCCAGCUCCAGAAUACAAACCAGCACCCACUCCAUACAAACCAGCUCCAGAAUACAAACCAGCACCCGCUCCAUACAAACCAGCACCAGCAGUUUACGCACCAGCCCCAGUUCCUUACAAACCAGCACCCGCUGUCUAUGCUCCAGAGCCAUACAAACCUGCAGUGUAUGCCCCAGCUCCAGAACCAUACAAACCUGCACCAGCUGUUUAUGCUCCAGAACCAGCAUACAAAGCUCCAGUUUACGCCCCUGAGCCAGCCUACCAACCAGCUCCAGUUCACUACGCUCCUGAACCCGAAUACAGGCCAGCACCUGAACCUGCAUACAAACCUUACCAACCAGAACCAAAAAUCUACCAAGAAUCUGCUCCAGCAUAUCAACCUCCUGUAUACUCAGGCCCCCCAAGUGACAGCUACGCUCCCUACUAAAAAUUUGGACUGAAAAUGUAAAAAACUUAUUUAUUUUAUUUAAAUUUCAAUGUUUUCAAUGUUUGUUAUGUUCCUCUUGACUGUAAAUUUGUAAAUGUAUCAAUGAAUGUCUCCAGUUGUUGGAAUAAAACGAUCGAAAGAAAA